GUUCAACAUCUCAGAACUGUGUGGUUUCAGACAGGCAUUGCAGAGUACCUUAAAGUCGCUGUUGAACCGAGGGUAGAUACUACUUCACGCAUCCGUCGGAACAACUCACUCGUCGGCAGUCGGGCCUGUACUACACAGUCCCAUACACAAUAAAUCGGAUCCAAUUCCAAGAAGCAUAUAGAUAGGGCCUCAAAGAACUAUCAUAUCAAUCAUUAGGAAACCCGAAAGCCCACGAAUACCCCACACCGCGGAGAUCCCCCAGGCCCAGAUAAAUACCCGAUGAUAUCCAUCCGGUAGCGGAAAGUGGGUGGUACGAGACUACGUGAAUCAGCCUCCCGUCCUCUCCAAUUCCAUCUCAAGUACCUCUCUACGUUACGUUAUCUUAAGAGAUACCGGUAUAUUCACCUUCUGCGAAAUCAACACACUCAGAGUCUUGAUAAUGGCCCCCAUCGAACGCAUCACUCUUUUCAACGUCCCCAAGGCGGAAGACCGUGCCCGCAUCUUGGAGCAGUACAAGGUUCUUGCGAAAACUGCAGUGAAGGAUGGGAAACCGUAUAUUCUCAGCGCGGCGGCUGGCGAGUCGUUCCCGGAUCCUCGCAACAAGGGAUUCAAUAUCUCUGUGAAGACGACCUUUGCCUCGAUGGAGGACAUGGAGUACUAUGAUAACGAGUGUGAGGCGCACAAGGCGCUGAGAGCUGUGGCGGGGCCGGUGAAGGAAGAUGUUCUCACGACUUAUUUCCAGAGCGUUCUGUGAUGGAUUCUAUCUUGUUUGGUUCGCUUCAAGAAUUAUGGUGAUAUGAUUACGGGAAUAGAGGACCGGUCAUGCUUGUAUAGAAGAAAAUCUAGGCUGAAUGCCGAGUUCAUGCACAUAUUUGGAUAAUCUCUAUUCGAUGAUAUAC
This is a messenger RNA of Aspergillus novofumigatus IBT 16806, 899 nucleotides long. Its product is annotated as Dabb family protein. The coding region runs from base 440 to 754 and encodes 104 amino acids. The transcript is spliced from 2 exons. NCBI's taxonomy places the organism in Eukaryota, Fungi, Ascomycota, Eurotiomycetes, Eurotiales, Aspergillaceae. The record is from RefSeq and is a predicted model, not a curated record.